Molecule: messenger RNA, 1411 nt
Organism: Erythranthe guttata (spotted monkey flower)
Lineage: Eukaryota; Viridiplantae; Streptophyta; Magnoliopsida; Lamiales; Phrymaceae
Source: RefSeq, a predicted model, not a curated record
AAAGAAGAGUAUAUUAUUUGAGUUGCCAUAUUGGUCAAAACUAAAAUUACGGCAUAAUCUUGACGUAAUGCAUAUUGAGAAGAAUAUAUGUGACAGUGUAAUGGGAACUAUAAUAGACAUUGAUGGUAAAACAAAGGAUACUGAAAAAGCUCGUUUGGAUUUGGAGGAUAUGGGUAUAAGGAGGGAGUUACACUUACAAUUUUUGAAAGGUACCAAAACAAAUAAAGAAGGCAAAUUGAAGUGUGUAAAGUCGCGUGCACUUUAUACUCUAUCCCAAAAGGAAAGAAAAGGCUUUUGGGAAUUCUUAAAAGCGGUGAAGUUUCCUGAUGGAUAUGCUGCAAAUAUAUCUAGAUGUGUGAAUAUCAAGGAUGGUAAGAUAAUCGGGUUAAAAAGUCAUGAUUGUAAUGUUCUAUUACAACGAUUGCUUCUAGUAGGACUACGUGGUUACUUGCAUAAGGAUGUUCUGGAUGCUAUUACUGAGUUGGCAAGCUUUUUCAGACAAUUGUGUUCCCGGAAACUAAAUGUUAAUGUCCUUGACAAUUUGGAGAAGAGGAUUCCUUUGAUAUUAUGCAAGUUAGAAAUGAUAUUUCCACCUGCAUUUUUUGAUGUUAUGGUCCACUUAGCAAUUCAUUUGGCACAAGAAGCAAAAAUUGGAGGACCGGUUCAAUAUAGAUGGAUGUAUCCUAUCGAAAGGUAUCUUAGUACUCUUAAGGGGAUGGUUCGAAAUAGAGCUCGUCCUGAAGGCUCAAUCGCAGAGGCCUAUGUUGUAAAAGAGUGCUUAAGUUUUUGCUCAUUAUAUCUUCAUGGAAUUGAGACAAAAUAUAAUAGAGAGGAAAGAAAUUAUGAUGGUGAGGAAAAUCAAAAUGCAACUAUCUCUGUUUUUCGAAGUAAAAUUCGAACCUUCGGAGAAACAAAUUUUGUACAAUGCCCACUGAACAAUAUAAUGUUUUCUAUUGGUAGCACGAAGAAAAACUUAAACAAGAAAAUCCUAUUGGGUGGGAGAUUACAUAAAAAAGAAUUCGCUUCAUGUUUUGAGAAUCGAAUUAAAAAGCUUUGGAGUACAAAAUCCCCAGAAGCUACGGAUGAACUUCUUGCACUUGCAUCAGGCCCUGACCAUCAUAUUAGUAAAUGUAGUGGGUGCAUAGUAGAAAGAGUUAAGUAUCUAACUAGUCUAAGAGAAUCUAGACGAGUAACUCGAAAUAGUGAAGUGUGUACAGAUGUAGUUCACAAAGUUGAAGAUAGUGCUAUAGAGAUUAGAUCGGUAGUACGUAGUGGUGAAGCUCCGGUAGAGAUUGUUAAUCCAUGUGUGCACAAUAAUAAAAAUGAUGAAGAAGAAGAUGGGAAGACGAAGAUGACACCUUAUUCGAAUAUUGGACCAGUGAUGAUGAAGCCGCAUCUCAUGUCGAUAUAG